GAACCAGUUGACUGCUGCAUAAAAGACGACUCUACUCAUCACUGUCUAGAGAGAGAGACUAAUUAAGCUUUACGGUAAUGGCAGCUGCAAUUUUCUCUCUCUUCAUUUUCUUCAUUUCUCUGUUCAUCAUCCAAACGACGUCGUCGUCUUCGUCGUCACUACCCGGCCUCCAGAUCCUCCACGCCGAGCGUCAAAUUGAUUUGUCUUCGCACAUUGUUAGGGUUUACUUGACAUUGAAGGUAGAAAAUAUUGAGGAUGCUCCAGCAUCAAAAGUUCUUCUUGCAUUCACACCAACACAGUUCGACCAUCUAUCUUUGGUCAAAGCAGCCAUAACUUUCGGGAAGAAGAAGAAGAAGUCAUACGUCCCUCUCGAAGUCAGCCCAACCGAGUUACCCAACUCGCCAAACGAAACCAAAUACUAUGCUAUAUCGUUGGUGAAGCCAUUAGCAAAGGGGGAAACCACCACCCUAGAAAUACUCUACAUCUUGACCCAUUCUCUUGAACCCUUCCCCGUAGAGAUAAGCCAGUCAGAGUCUCAACUGGUUUAUUACCAUGACAGUGCAGUUAUACUGUCACCUUACCAUAUCAAACAGCAGGCAACAAUUGUCCAAAUCCCAUCGAACAAGGUCGAGUCAUUCACACAAGUCGAACCCGCCCAGCGUAGUGGUUCUGACCUGAGAUAUGGGCCGUAUGAGGAACGCUCUCCUUACUCGAACUCUCCUAUUGUCAUACAUUUCGAAAAUAAUCAUCCAUUUGCUGUUGUGGAAGAGCUUGAGCGUGAAAUCGAAAUCUCUCAUUGGGGGACUGUCCAAGUGACCGAGCAUUACAAGUUAGCUAAUGCUGGUGCCAAGCACAAAGGUGUUUUCUCAAGGGUUGAGUACCAAUCGAAGCCGACUGCUAGUGGUGUCUCUUCUUUCAAGCAUCUUCUUGCAGAGCUACCCCCACGAGUUCAUUCUGUCUACUACAGGGAUGAUAUAGGGAAUAUAUCAUCAUCACGUCUACGCACAAAUUCCAAGAAGUCGGAGCUAUUAAUAGAGCCACGUUAUCCUUUAUUUGGAGGCUGGAAAGCGACUUUUGUCAUCGGAUAUGCAGUGCCACUGCAGGACUUCCUUUUUGAGUCAGCUGCUGGUGCUCGUUACCUGAAUUUUAGUUUUGGCUGCCCUUUUGCUGAUACUGUAGUUGACAAGCUGACAGUCAAAGUUGUCCUACCAGAGGGAUCAAAGGACCCUUCAGUCAAAGUUUCUUUCCCAGUUGAGCAAAGUUUAAAGACAAAGUACUCGUACCUUGAUAUCGUUGGACGGACUGUAGUAGUUCUGGAAAAGAAAAACGUAGCUCCUGAACAUAAUGUUCCUUUCCAGGUCCACUACAAAUUCAACCCGAUAUUUAUGCUCGCCGAACCCCUGAUGCUAGUUUCUGCAUUUUUCCUCUUCUUCGUCACUUCCCUUGUUUACCUUCACAUUGAUCUUUCCUUGCGAAAAUGAAAAUUCUCGACAAUUAUAAGGUUCUUGCCAAGGUGACAUCUUUUGAAGUUCAAGAAACGUAGAUGGGGACUUUCGAUGCGGAUUAAGCCAAACGAGGGCAUAAACUACAAAUUUCGCAUUAUAGUUAGAGAUUUUAAAUCUUUUUAAUCUCUAGAGGAAAAAGGAAAUAUAGACUGUUAAAAGACAUUUUUGGCUAUGGGAUUUUGUUGCUCCUAUAUAUGUAUUUAACAGCAAGUAUGUUGAACUAACUAUUGAUUAUUGGAGAGAGAGUUUUAACUCUUGUGACAAAAUCUCCUUAGUUUUUCUAUUUUGGGACUUAUUUUCAUAUAUAGGGUUAAUUACAGUUCACCUUCCUGUAAGAUCAAAUUACGAAAGAACCUUUUAUGUUUGGGU
Messenger RNA from Erythranthe guttata (spotted monkey flower), 1874 nucleotides. Its product is annotated as Ribophorin I. The record is from RefSeq and is a predicted model, not a curated record. Gene Ontology annotation, cellular component: oligosaccharyltransferase complex; membrane. Lineage: Eukaryota; Viridiplantae; Streptophyta; Magnoliopsida; Lamiales; Phrymaceae.